Messenger RNA from Nematostella vectensis (starlet sea anemone), 2825 nucleotides. Its product is annotated as phosphatidylinositol 3,4,5-trisphosphate 3-phosphatase TPTE2. Gene Ontology annotation, molecular function: monoatomic ion channel activity; protein tyrosine phosphatase activity; phosphatidylinositol-3,4,5-trisphosphate 3-phosphatase activity. Gene Ontology annotation, cellular component: cytosol; membrane. The transcript has 18 exons. The record is from RefSeq and is a predicted model, not a curated record. NCBI's taxonomy places the organism in Eukaryota, Metazoa, Cnidaria, Anthozoa, Actiniaria, Edwardsiidae. Bases 122 to 1786 code for a protein of 554 amino acids. Gene Ontology annotation, biological process: transmembrane transport; protein dephosphorylation; monoatomic ion transport.
GUGUGUUAGUGCUUGGCGCGCAUUGUCUGAUUGUAUUUCCUCGGUAUACUCAUCCAUCCGAUGAAAAUCCUAGCUGUGUUUCCAAAUAAAUCCUUAUCUCUCGCCUUGCAUUGUCAUAAACAUGUCCAGCCACGGCUUCGCGGUGAAUUAUCGGAGAUUCGGUAGCAAGGAAAACCUCGUCGUGGGCUCAAACAACGGGGACGCGGACGACGAAAUGGAAGAAGACGAAGAUAUGACGGAAGCUGAACUCGAACAGCAAGAGGAGCAAGAAGAAUUAGAGCAAGUUCAGUUACCACAUAAACACGUGUACUUCGUGACUGAUCCAAAUAUGAGCUCAUGGAACGAGGGAUACCAUGCUAUGGAGCCAGUCUCGUGGCUUGGGAAGCUUAGAGAGAAGAUCAGGAGAAUUGUGGAACAUUUUAUCAUCAGGUUAAUCAGUUUGCUGCUUGUUCUGGCUGAUGUUAUUAUUGUUAUUGUUGAUCUUUCAACAAAUGACACCAAUCACACUUCAGAGAGUUACAAGCCUUUGGAAAUAUUCUCUGUAGUGAUUGCUACAAUCUUUCUGAUUGAAUUGAGUAUGAGGGUUUUUGCAUUAGGGACUUUUUUCUUCAAGCGUUGGCUGGAAGUCCUUGACCUAGUAGUUGUAUUGGCGUCUUUCAUACUUACAGUGGUGUUUGCUGCUAUCACAUUUGAGCAUAGUUAUGUCAAAUUGGUGGUUGCAGCCCGUUUCAUCAGAGUUCUGUUCUUUAUAAGAAUAGUCACAGGAAAAGAUCAGUUGGAAAGAGCAACAAGAAGAAUGAUAUCCCAGAAUAAGAGAAGAUACCAGCAAGAUGGCUUUGACCUUGAUCUUACUUAUGUGACAGAAAGAGUAAUAGCCAUGUCCUUUCCAUCGUCUGGAAAGCAUAAAAUGUACCGCAAUCCCAUCUCAGAAGUUGCAAGAUUCCUGGAUACCAAACAUUCUGAUCACUACAAAGUCUACAAUCUCUGUAGUGAGAGAAGCUAUGAUCCAUCCAUUUUUCACAAUCAAGUGGAAAGAAUACUCAUAGAUGACCACAACGUCCCAAGACUUAGCCAGCUGCUGUAUUUCUGUCACAAUGUCAGAGAAUGGUUGGACAAAGACCCCUCAAAUGUCAUUGCUGUACAUUGCAAAGGAGGAAAAGGUAGAACAGGGACAGCUAUUUGUGCCUGGUUGAUUGCCAGUGGCCAGUUUGAACAGGCACAGCACAGCCUGGAGUACUUUGGAGUGCGACGUACAGAUUACAGUGUUGGUAAAACUUACCAAGGUGUUCAGACUCCUAGCCAGGGGCGUUAUGUAGGGUACCUUGAGCAAAUCUUUACAAAGCUGAACAGAAGAAUGCCACCCGCUGUCACACUCAAAUUGAAGACAAUCAAAAUUGAUGGCAUUGGAGGUGUUGGUAAUGGUGACGGUAAAGAUUUGAGGCUAGAGGUUAUAAUCAACAGCAGUGUGGUGUGCCACAUGUCAUGCAGUGAGGGCCAGCCUGGACAGAUAAAGUAUUUUGAAGAUCUGGACAAGCUUGUGAUCGCAGUUGGUGAAACGGAUUGCCCUUCUCUCACUGGGGACAUCAAAAUCAAGUUCUACUCUAACAACCCUAAUGUACCAGUUGGCUAUGAUCAUUGUGCAUUCUAUUUCUGGUUCCAUACAAGUUUCAUAGAAAAUUACAGAUUGUUUCUGCGAAGAGAGGAAUUGGAUAAUCCGCAUAAACCAAAAGUAUGGAAAGUCUACAAGGAAACAUUUGCUGUUGACAUUACGUUCCACCAGCAAUAGCAUGUUUUGUGGAAAAUUGUUUUGUAGAAGAUAUAAAGUGUAGCACACACACUAGCCCAAUGGUUGGUUUCAGUUUAUUGCUGCCAGUGCACUGAAGCAGAAAAUUAAGGCAAAUUCUCUGUGUUGGGUGAAUUAUCAUCUUUUUAAAAGAAAAUUGACCUAUUGUAGCUUCAGUCACUGGUCUCACAUUUUGGGUGAAACCGUGCUAGAUGAUAUCAACCCUUUUUGUACAAAAAAACAUAUGACCAGACAACAAAAUUUUACAAAAACAUAUACUGUCUCAAACUAGGUACGGAAUUUUUAUUGAAGUUUGACAACAACUGUGCAGAUACCGUACAUCUGGGUGGGAAAACAGUUUAACCUUGAUAUACCAAUAUUUGAUGUAUAACAACUGACUUUUUGGGUAUUAUAUAAUAUUUGUAAUAAUAAUUGAUGAUGCAAUAUUUGUCCCUUGUCAUUAUCAAUGUUCUAUUGAGAAUUACAAACACAGUAGAAGAUUGUUGUAACUUCUUAGGCCACAGAUGUAGAUGUAAAGCCACAUUGUCACCAGUUUACUUCCAGAGGGCUGUGAGAAACCUCAUCUGACAAAAUAAUCUAUUAGAAUCCACGCUAUUUAACAGACCAUCCUCUCUAAAUAGACAAUAGACUGCUGCUUUUACAAUUUUGAAAUGUUUUCUGUGUUUCCCAUUAAAAGUCAUUGAAGAUUGUUACAAAAUCAACCAAAAGUAAACUGGUGACAAUGCUGCUUUAACUUUCACAGUAAUGAAAUUGAAAUUAAUGGAAAUCUAGCUACUUCCUAUUCCAUUGGAGUUCAACAAGCUUGUAAAAAGUAUGCCAUAGACCUUUUUUUAGGGUGACAUGAAAUGAAAUGUACAGCAAUAAGAAUUGAGUGCAUAAUAUUUUUAAUGAAAUAAAAUUUUGAUAUGCCAAAAGGAAAGGAAUUUUGAAAAGAUCUGCCUACAAUGAAAAGAAAUAAUGGAUUUUUGAUUUUAUAUAAUUGUAUCACUUAAUUGAAAUACAAUAAAGAAUACUUUUUGGA